Pseudonaja textilis is the source of this 1317-nucleotide messenger RNA. The record is from RefSeq and is a predicted model, not a curated record. Lineage: Eukaryota; Metazoa; Chordata; Lepidosauria; Squamata; Elapidae.
CAGGCGCGCUCCUUCUUCGGCGGGUUGCACGCUGGCCGGGCGUUCAGUCGGUCAGGCGGCGGCCGCGGAAUCAUGACGCGGUUUCUUCUCUUCUUGCUGCUGAAUUGGGAGGCCGGCCUCUCCUCUUCCUCCUGCCCUCUCGAGAGCUUCCAGUGCCAAGGGGGAGGCCAGGUGCCGCAGUGCCUAGGCUACGAGAGGCAGCCCAGCUGCCAAGAUGACACGAACAGGUGCCAGCAGCCGGGAAGCCUCUGCAGGAACCACACCUGUCGGUGCGGUAACAGCGGUGGGCCCUGCCUCCCAUUUGAACGGUUUUGCGACCAGCACCUGGAUUGUCCAGAUGGUUCAGACGAGGCCAAGUCCCUUUGUGCGUCCCCGGCGGGCCUGCGCGAGGAGGAGGAGGACGACUGCGAGAGCACCGAGUUCCGAUGCCACCCGGGGGCCGAGUGCUUCCCCCUGUCCUUCAAGUGCGACGGCCACCCGGACUGUGAAGACGGAGCCGACGAAGAGAGCUGCGGCACGGAUUGGCCAGAGACUCCAAGGACCCCACAAAUAACCCCCCAAGGCAGCCCUGUUCCCCCAGAAACCCCUUCACUGGACCUCUUGACCAUCAUGGCCAUUGUCGUCACCCAAACACCGUGGGAAGCACCAGGGUGUUUUGUGUCUGGAGGACGGAGGGUGGAUACGCAGAGACGUUUUCUGGGCCGCCUUCGCUCGGCCACACUGCCCAUCACCCUGCGGUGUCUCCUGGAGAACAACCGGAUUGACAAGCGGAUCGUCCGGUUCAUCCUCCCGGUCGGAGCGACCAUCAACAUGGACGGGACGGCACUCUAUGAGGCGGUGGCCGCCAUCUUCAUCGCCCAGGUGAACGAGUACGACCUCGACCUGGGGCAGCUCAUCACCAUCAGCAUCACAGCCACGGCCGCCAGCAUCGGUGCCGCCGGGAUUCCCCAGUCGGGCCUUGUCACCAUGGUCAUCGUGCUCACCUCCGUCGGCCUCCCCACCGAAGACAUCACACUGAUCAUCGCCAUUGACUGGGCCCUGGACCGGUUACGCACCAUGACCAACGUCCUGGGCGACGCACUGGCCGCCGGGAUCAUAGCUCACAUCUUCCGGAAGGAGUUCGCUCCAAAGGAGCCCGCGAACGAGCAGCUGGUCUGGGCAGAGGCCGCCUCCUCCCAUCCUCCGGAGCCCGGGGUGCAAGAGAUGGAGGAGGCCCUGGCUGGACAGAACGGUCACUGCAUCUGCGAGGUCUGAAGGCCCCGGUCCCCACCACCGGUGACAUCCAGGGGGCUGUUGGGUCCCUAUGACCCUCCAGGA